AUGCAAUAUCGAAUAAAUUUUCAUAGGUUAUUUAAACAACAAACGAAAAUUUUAAAAAUACUUUUUUAUCUGCUUGAAAUUUUUCGUGUCAAUUGUCAUCAAAGCACCACCGGGGUCUUCAAAUUUUGGUUAUUGGGUAUAUUAACUAUUUUAAUAACGACGUUAGUUUUAAAAUAUAAAAAAACAUUUCCAAAAUUCAUCACAUUCUAUUCUUCUGAUAAACCAUUUACGAUAAUAGUCGAAGGAAAUGUCGGGUGUGGGAAAACGACUUUUUUAAAUAAUUUUCAAAGGAAUUCAAAUUUUUUAACUUUAUACGAACCGAUUGAGGAAUGGAAAAAUGUUAAGGGUAUUGAUUUAAUGAAUUUAUUUUAUAACGAUUUAAAAACAUGGAGUUUCUCUUUUCAAACUUAUGUUUUUUUAACAAUGAUGAAAAUACAUGAGAAAAAAACAAACAAACCAUUUAAAAUAAUGGAAAGAUCAAUUUAUAGCGGAAGAUAUGUUUUUAUUGAGAAUUUAUAUAAAUUAAAUUUAAUUACUCAACCUGAAUUGGCAGUGUUAGACGAGUGGUUUCAGUGGUUAGUUAGUACAAAUUGUGCUAAAGUCGAUUUAAUAGUGUAUUUGAGAACUAAUCCCGAAGUUGCUUACGAAAGGAUUUUAAAACGUGGGAGAGCAGGCGAAACUUUACCAUUUGAAUAUGUAACAAAAAUUCAUGAGCUUUAUGAGAAUUGGCUAAUUAAAAAAAAAAAUAAUUCAUUUUGUCAUGCGCCAGUGUGGUGUAUUGAUGCAAAUCAAGAUUUACAAACUAUUAAAAAUGAUUUUGACUAUUUCGAAUAUCAAGCCAUGCAGCAUAUUUAA
Pediculus humanus corporis (human body louse) is the source of this 855-nucleotide messenger RNA. RefSeq names its product Deoxynucleoside kinase, putative. Gene Ontology annotation, cellular component: cytoplasm; mitochondrion. The record is from RefSeq and is a predicted model, not a curated record. NCBI's taxonomy places the organism in Eukaryota, Metazoa, Arthropoda, Insecta, Psocodea, Pediculidae. Gene Ontology annotation, molecular function: deoxynucleoside kinase activity. The transcript has 4 exons. Bases 1 to 855 code for a protein of 284 amino acids.